AUGCUUCGCCCAGAAUCGCUACUGACCCUCCUCAUCGUCGCCGUUUGCUUGCUAUGGAGCACCGCCGAAGCUUCCACCGGCGAUCGGCUACCCGAGUUCCGGGAAUGCGUCAAGGUCUGCGCCCGUGAGAAUUGCGAUCCGAAUAAUAACCCUACCCACAUCCCCCUCCACCUUCGACUCCUCUUCUGGACCUGCCCGCAGGAAUGCGAUUACACGUGCCAACACAUUGUGACCCAGCGUCGCGUGGCUGCGGGUAAGCCCAUAACGCAGUUUCAUGGGAAAUGGCCGUUUGUGCGGUUUCUCGGAAUGCAGGAGCCCUUCUCGGUGCUGUUUAGCCUGGGCAACCUGAUAGCGCACCAUAAUGGGUUGACCAAGGUCCGCGGGUCGAUCCCGGCGGCGUAUCCGCUGCGCCGGUAUUACGAGAUGUUCGCGUAUUUUGGCAUUGCGACGUGGAUCUUCAGCGCCAUAUUCCAUACCCGCGACUUCCGCUUCACCGAGCAACUCGAUUACUUUGCUGCUGGCGCUGGCGUCCUCUACGGCAUGUACUACACCCCGAUCCGCGUCUUCCGCCUCGAUCGCCCCACGCCCCGCCGCCGCAGUUUUCUCCGAAUUUGGACCGUCACUUGCUGCGCUUUAUAUGCCGCGCAUGUCGCAUACCUAAAGCUGUGGCGCUGGAAUUAUACGUAUAAUAUGGCCGCCAAUGUAAUUGUGGGCUUGCUACAAAACAGUCUUUGGAGCUAUUUCAGUUUGAAGAGGUGGUCCGCGACCCACCGAUCGUGGGCAAUCUGGCCUGGUAUCGCCGUCGCGUGGAUUAUGACGGUUAUGGGCUUGGAGCUGCUAGACUUCCCACCACUAUGGGGAGUCUUGGACGCGCACAGUCUAUGGCAUUUGGGCACCAUCGGCCCUACUAUACUAUGGUAUAAUUUCAUGGUCAAGGAUUCCCAGGAGAACAUCGCACACGCGGACUGGAUAAAGGAUAUUAAGGCCUAA
Daldinia childiae is the source of this 990-nucleotide messenger RNA. Its product is annotated as Protein PER1 like protein. Bases 1 to 990 code for a protein of 329 amino acids. The record is from RefSeq and is a predicted model, not a curated record. Gene Ontology annotation, cellular component: endoplasmic reticulum membrane. The transcript has 4 exons. Gene Ontology annotation, biological process: GPI anchor biosynthetic process. Gene Ontology annotation, molecular function: hydrolase activity, acting on ester bonds. Lineage: Eukaryota; Fungi; Ascomycota; Sordariomycetes; Xylariales; Hypoxylaceae.